GGAGGAAGAGUUAGAUUUCAUGUUGAAUUCUAAAACAUUUCGUGAUCCUAUAAGUUUUUUUUAUAUUUUCAUUCUAACAAUUCUAGAUUCAACAUCUUAAAUAAUCAUAUCCACAACAGAGGAGAUCUCCUGUUAUAUGUUUUUUUUCGAAUCUAAUAUGUUAAUUUGUUAGUUAGUUUAUGUAGUUAGGGAAAUACUUUCUUAAAUGCUUCUUAUUCUUAGCACUGAUGCUAUAAGAAGCUCAUAUGAUGUCAUAACAAUCUUACAUUCAAAGUUAUGUGCAUACAUGCAUGCAUAAGGUUACCUACGUCAAAUCGGCCUAUACAAGAUCCUGAUCCUUUAGAGCACUUCUUCUUACCAAUCUAAAAAUAACUAAAGUAAAUAAUUGACUAUUACGUUAAGGUGGAAGGUCAAUUAGGUCUUAGGCUAGGCCAAUUACUUGUGAAUACAUAUGUGCAAUCUAUGUUCUUUCCAGCUAACAUAUUUUUAUGAAAUUAGAGUUACUUUCUAUGAACUGUAACUAAUUUAUAAAACUAAGUUCAUUUAUGAAAUAAACUCUUGCUUGUGUUUUUUUUGUGAAGUUUAUUUGAGUUACAUUAUGAAAAUUUGUAAACAAGCAUUUUCAUUUGCUUAAACUUCGUAAUGAUGAAAUGCUUGAUUCUUUUAUUUCAGCUACUAAAAACCAAUAUUGACCUGUUUGUGUGACAUAUAUAAGUUACUUGAUCGAUCACUUCUCAAGCAAAAUGCUGACUGAAUACAUGGCGAACCCAAAUGGGUUCGCGAACAUUCAAGUUGCCCCGUGCAGGGGACGAAUGUCUCUUCCACCUAAAGGUCCUUCGCAACCACUCUAUUAUGGUCCAACUCACACUGAUAAACAGGUCAAUAUGCCAAGAACUUGCUCUGAAGAAGUCUUAUUCGAGGAGCCACCAGCCUGGCUCGAGGAUCUCCUAAAUGAGCCAGAUUCUCCUGCUAAUAGAAGUCAUCGUCGUGCAGCUAGUGACUCUUGUACAUACUUUGGUGCAGACAGCAACGCGAAUGAGUUAUGGCUUAGAAACAUUAUAGGAACACGGCCUUGUAGUUUCCAAAUGCCGCGCUAUUUCAAUGGUGCACCUGCUCAAGGUUCAUUUGACAGGAAGAAAUCACAGUCAAGUACUCCUCCAUUAGUACCAAAUGGUCUCACAAACGCAAAGGAUGAUAGUGAUUGUAAGGCCUUAGGUGUGAUUUGUUCAUCUGAACUAGAUAGAGUUAAAUCUUCUAGGAAUGAAACAGAGAACCAAUGUGAUACUACUGUUACUUCGGGAAAUUCUUCUGGAGGAAGUGAUAGCUCCCACAUGAAACCACCUAAUACUGAUGCAAAACGUAAACAGCAUAAUGCUCGAAGAUCGCGUGUGAGGAAGCUUCAAUACAUUGCAGAGCUAGAGAGAAAUGCCCAAGCUUUGCAGGUGGCAGGAGCUGAAGUAUCAGCACAGUUGGAAUUUUUUGACCAGCAAAAUGUUAUACUUGGGAUGGAGAAUAGAGCUUUAAAGCAACGUUUAGAGAGUUUAUCUCAGGAGCAUUUCAUAAAAUCAAUGGAACAGGAAAUCUUGGACAAAGAACUUGCUAGGCUUCAAUAUUUGUACCAUAUGCAGCGAAAUAUGAACCAUCAUCAGCAACGGCAACAACGACGAAAACAGAAUCCUGCUGUUCAUCGUCGUGGUCGGAGUUAUAAUGACCUCGAUUCUCAGUUUUCUAGGGUUAAUAUACAUCCUCCAAGAGCUGUUGUGGCCAACAACGCGACCCUUCAGUAAUCGCUCUAGAUUGUGAAUUGUGAUAUUUUACUGUAGGUUUAUCCCUUGAACUUUGUGGUUUUACAAGUUUGUCUAUGUAAAUCAUUGAAGUUCUCUAGCUUAUAAUUUAUUGUAAUUAAUUUAGGGGUUCAUAUUGGAGUUAGAUGCUAUCAUAAUUUAUGUAUUAGUUAUUAAUAAUGUAGAAACUUCAAUGUAAGUUUAUUGUAUGGUUGUGAAUAUAUAUUUAAGUUGAGAGAUAAGAAUGCAGU
Beta vulgaris subsp. vulgaris (sugar beet) is the source of this 2035-nucleotide messenger RNA. RefSeq lists its product as hypothetical. Gene Ontology annotation, molecular function: DNA-binding transcription factor activity. NCBI's taxonomy places the organism in Eukaryota, Viridiplantae, Streptophyta, Magnoliopsida, Caryophyllales, Amaranthaceae. The record is from RefSeq and is a predicted model, not a curated record. The coding region runs from base 744 to 1787 and encodes 347 amino acids. Gene Ontology annotation, biological process: regulation of DNA-templated transcription. The transcript has 4 exons.